CCCCUCCUUAUAGUGCAGCUUCUGACAGGUUGGCUCACCCCUGGGCUUGCUCCUCCUCCACAUCCAACCAUGGACAGGUCUAAGAGCUGCUUCUUCCAAGAUCAGCCAACAACUCUCUUCAGUUGCCUGGAAGACUAGAGCCAAGCAGAGUCCCAUAGAGGACACAGAUGCACCAGGUGCCAAGUUUGCUUUAAAGCCUCUCUCCCAGUAACUUUUAAGCUUUCAGAGAUGGGAACUGGGACCUACAUGCAGCUGCCCUAACGCACACUCACCGGGGACCUCUAUCUUCAGCAGUUUUCGGAUCAUCUCGGUGUCAGCUGGACCCCUUCAUUAACCAAAAUGGACUUGGCUCCUGAGCAAAACUGGAUUGUAUUGCUUGUAAGCAACCAUUAAGUGCACCCUCCGUGGCAUGAGCAGAACGUGAAGGGCUACCUGAGGACAUCAGCCAGCGCCUAUGACAGCGCAUUGACUACAGCAGCGAGUUCAGCACCUAGGACAGCGCAUCGGCUACAGCAGCGAGUUCAGCACCUAGGACAGCGCAUUGACUACAGCAGCGAGUUCAGCACCGCGGACAGCGCACUGGCUACGAAUUGAGGAGAACUGGGAGUUCAGCACCGCGGACAGCGCUCAGGCUGCGUAUUGAAUUCAGCCGGGAGUUCAGCACUGCGGACAGCGCACUGUCUGCUUAUUAGCAGCUUUUUGCACUAACACCUACCUGCAACCCAGCAGCCCUAUAAUAAUAUAAUGCGGGCAGGUACGCCCCUGGAUGUUUGCUCAGGUUAAAAUCCCGGGAGGUUGCUAGAUUUAUCUGUCUAUAAGGAACAAUCUUGGAACAGAAGCUCUUGGAAGCUCAACCUCUCAGCACCCAACAACAUCAUGUGUUAUUGUGUGGGGGAGAUGCUGCGCGUCACAUGUCUUAUCUGUUAUAUAAUGGCUUGCACAACAGUGUCGCAUUCCCAGAGGACGCGCUCUCACGCCGAGGAACGCCUAUUCAAGAGCCUGUUCAGUGGAUACAACCGAUGGUCCAGGCCAGUACCAAAUACCUCAGAUGUCGUCAUUGUCAAAUUUGGCCUCUCCAUAGCCCAGCUCAUAGACGUGGAUGAGAAGAACCAAAUGAUGACAACGAACGUCUGGCUGAAGCAGGAAUGGAAUGACUAUAAACUGCGGUGGAAUCCGGCAGACUAUGACAAUGUCACCUCCAUCCGGGUCCCCUCAGAGAUGAUCUGGAUUCCAGAUAUUGUACUGUACAACAAUGCGGAUGGGGAGUUCGCGAUCACACACAUGACGAAAGCCCAUCUGUUUCACAACGGGAAGGUAAAGUGGACCCCCCCGGCUAUCUACAAGAGCUCCUGCAGCAUUGACGUCACCUUCUUCCCCUUUGACCAGCAGAACUGCAAGAUGAAAUUUGGUUCUUGGACUUACGACAAGGCCAACAUUGACCUUGAGAGCAUGGAGCGCAACGUGGACCUGAAGGACUACUGGGAGAGCGGGGAGUGGGCCAUAGUCAACGCUGUUGGGACGUACAACUCUAAAAAGUAUGACUGCUGCACGGAAAUAUACCCCGACAUCACAUACUUCUUUAUCAUUAGGAGACUGCCCCUGUUCUACACCAUCAAUUUAAUUAUUCCAUGUCUUCUGAUCUCCUGCCUUACCGUCCUGGUGUUCUAUCUUCCAUCCGACUGCGGGGAGAAGAUCACUCUCUGCAUCUCCGUACUUUUGUCCCUCACUGUCUUUCUUCUGCUGAUCACAGAGAUCAUCCCCUCCACAUCACUGGUGAUCCCACUGAUUGGGGAGUACCUCCUCUUCACCAUGAUCUUCGUCACGCUCUCCAUUGUCAUCACCGUUUUCGUGCUGAACGUGCACCACCGCUCACCUAGUACUCAUAAGAUGCCUCUCUGGGUGCGCUCAGUCUUUCUGGACCACAUACCCAGGUGGCUUUUUAUGAAGCGGCCACCGGCUCCGGUGGAAGACAUUAUUGGUCAGUAUGACACGCCGGAGCUUAAACUUAGUACUUCCAAAUACUGGAUGGAGACGGAUGUGGACGAUAAAUGGGGGGAACAGGAGGUUGAGAUGCAGCCUUGCCACGUACAUCACAUGUCCACCCACACCCACAGCGUUCAGUACCGUUAUGACUAUAACCAUCCCGUGCCAGGGGGGCAGUGCCAGACCCCUCGACAAAACAAGGCGGAGAGCGCUGAACCUAAUUUCUUGCUCUCCCCGAGCAUUUUAAAAGCUUUAGAAGGCGUUCACUACAUAGCGGAUCACCUGAGGACUGAGGACGCUGAUUUUUCUGUAAAGGAAGACUGGAAGUACGUAGCGAUGGUGAUAGACAGGAUAUUCCUCUGGAUGUUCAUCAUCGUCUGUUUGCUAGGGACCAUUGGACUGUUUCUCCCCCCAUUCCUGGCCGGAAUGAUAUAGGACUUUCUCACAAGCGCUAGGCCAGUCCUCCGGGGGGUAGAGUGCCCCUUUCCUGCCAAUAGGAGGAGAGGAUCCUGCGGGCCCACAUCUCAGGCUUCUGGACUCGGCGGUCGCUGGACACACGGACACACUGGUGCUGGGCCCCUUCCGGACGACAGAUGGGACGUUCGCUGACUAAGGGAACUUGCUCCUGAAUAAAAUAAAUGAUUGAGAUGA
Pseudophryne corroboree (corroboree frog) is the source of this 2634-nucleotide messenger RNA. It is a transcript of the gene CHRNA2, whose product is annotated as cholinergic receptor nicotinic alpha 2 subunit. NCBI's taxonomy places the organism in Eukaryota, Metazoa, Chordata, Amphibia, Anura, Myobatrachidae. Gene Ontology annotation, biological process: monoatomic ion transmembrane transport; response to nicotine; regulation of membrane potential. Bases 877 to 2418 code for a protein of 513 amino acids. The record is from RefSeq and is a predicted model, not a curated record. Gene Ontology annotation, molecular function: acetylcholine receptor activity; acetylcholine-gated monoatomic cation-selective channel activity. The transcript has 7 exons. Gene Ontology annotation, cellular component: synapse; postsynaptic membrane; plasma membrane.